GUGGUGGGCACCGAACGGGAGAUUCUCUGCCGGGGGCGAAGCUCAGUAGUGGCGGCGAGGGACCCAGCCAGGGCCUGGAGUGUUGACACUGUCCACCCGCAGGGCUUGGUUCCUUAAUCACCCCGGUAACCACAUUCCUUCUAACCACCUUUCCUGAAAUAUACCGAGGAAAGCUAUCCACCAGCUGUAUCACUGUGCUGAUGAUACUGAUUGGGCUGCCUCUCUGGUGGAAGACCACAGAGACCUAUCGUGCCUCGCUGCCUUACAGCCAGAUCAGCGAGCUAGACCUUCUCUUGCUGGACAUAAGUGUGCCAGUGGAGGUGGUCUUUGCGAAAGGCACACUGACAGCAGAGCAACAGAAAAAGCUGCUGCCACAGACCCAGUUCAGCCAGAGGCAGAAUCAGCUGGAUGAUAAAACAGGGUUCAAGUAUCGGUACGAGAAGACGUACAGAGCUGUAACUGGGUUAGAGCAAGAUGCCAUAAUGAGCAAAAAUGUAGAAGAGGCAGUUGUCACUUUGUCCCAGGUUUACGAGAGUCCGGCGGGGUCGGUGGUGAUAUAUGUGGUGCCUGCUGAUUCCCAGCUUCUGCUGGACGAGGCCAUGGUUUACAUCGGGAAGCACCGGGCCAGCUUACUGCGCUCCCCUGUGACUGCGUCGCACAGUGUGGAGGACGUACUUCAGGACAUCGACGACCGUGUGGAGGAUAUCAUGCAGACCGUGUCCUUCACCGACGACAUGGUGGCUGCGGCAUUGUCCAGCCGCGUUCCCUCAGGGAGUUCCGGCACUGACAGCUUCACCACCAGUAUUCCAGCGUUCAAAUCCAGCCUCGGCUAUGAAAUCACCUUCAGUCUGUUGAAUCCUGAUCCCAAGUCCCACGAUGUUUGCUGGAAUAUCAGGCGAGCUGUGGAGAAUUACGUGCAGCCCUUCCUGGACAAGCUGUCCUUUGUUGCCAACUUUUCCGUGGACUCUCAGAUACUGUAUUAUGCAGUUCUCGGCGUGACACCGCGCUUCGACAAGUCCUCGUCCAGCUUCUCAUUGACUGAGGAGAGCUUACCCCAUGUGAUCAAUCCAGUUGAAGCCAAACUCGGGUCCAACGUUGCUUCAUCCUAUCCGGUUUUAAAUUUUCUUCUGUACGUACCUGAAUACUCUCACUCUCCUCUGUACAUCCGUGACAGCAGUGGAUCUCCCCUCGAAUCCAACGCCUUUCACAGCUCCCGCUGGGGAGGAAUCAUGAUUUACAACGUGGACCACAAACAGACCAACGAGACGCUUUUCCCAGUCUCCGUUCAGGUGGACAUGGCUCGUGUGAUGGAGGUGUUCCUGCCUCAGAUGCGGUUGUUGAUGGGCAUACAGAAGGUGCAGCACCUUCCCGAGACCCUCAUCCAAAGCCCGGGGAACAUGGUGGUGACGGACUGGGAGAUGGACCGGCUCUUGUGGGUGAGGACAGUGGAGAACAUUGCCACGGCCACCAACACGCUCACCUCCCUGGCACAGCUCAUCGAUGAAAUUGGCAACAUCGUGAUCAACGACAACAUCGCCUCUGAGGUGUACAGAGCCGUGGCUUCCGUUCAGCUGUCACUGGAGGAGCUGGAGGCUGGGAGGCUCCUGCUCGCCUUCCAAGCCAGCAAAGACGCCAUCACCUCGUCGGAGAAAGCCUUCUUCGACCCAUCGCUCCUCCACCUCCUGUACUUCCCGGACGAUCAGAAGUUUGCCAUUUACAUCCCCUUGUUCCUCCCCGUGUGUGUCCCCAUCGUGCUGUCCUUGCUGAAGUCAGGGAAGGACCUGAAGUGGAGGCGGAAGGUGGAUUGAGGAGGAUGCACUCUGAGGGUGUUCCUCACAGAAUUAUGGAAGAAUGGUGAAUGAUAGUGGUGAAAGGGUUUGAUAGAUUUUAAUUUAUUGGGAGGGUGUCCCCUCUCCUGAAUGCAAUGGAAUCAUGCUGGACUAGACUGCAUGCAGCUUUCCGUUAACUGAGGCAUGCUCUUCACUAGACGGGUGGGCUACUGAACUGCAGCAAGUGCCACCACCAAAUUAGAUGUUGUAAGCUCAAUCUGUACAGUUCCCUCUCCCUCAAAGCACAGCCAAAGGUCAAGGCUCGGUGCAGUCAUGUCAGGCACGUGAAACAGGGCCAGGAGUGUCCGAAUAAACUGGACUCCCUCUGC
Messenger RNA from Amblyraja radiata (thorny skate), 2158 nucleotides. RefSeq names its product phosphatidylinositol glycan anchor biosynthesis, class S (gene pigs). Gene Ontology annotation, biological process: attachment of GPI anchor to protein. Gene Ontology annotation, cellular component: GPI-anchor transamidase complex. The transcript has 11 exons. NCBI's taxonomy places the organism in Eukaryota, Metazoa, Chordata, Chondrichthyes, Rajiformes, Rajidae. The record is from RefSeq and is a predicted model, not a curated record. The coding region runs from base 201 to 1808 and encodes 535 amino acids.